UAGCUAGAUCUACUGCUUUGAAGGUUGCUCUUCUUUAGUAGCGUUGGCCUGUUAUGCAGACCAGCGUCCUAAGGGCCUUUGCGUUUUGCAUUUUAUUACUAUACGCACAUGCGGAUUUCAAUGAAACGGCCUUACGGUUGAUGUAUGGGGCUGUGGAAGAUUGGGUACAUUUUAGCCCACGCCCAGACAUAAGCCUUGCUUGUCGGCUUGGGCAUCCCUUGCGCAUCGCCUACUUCACCCGUCACAGCGGGACGCUAUGGGACUGGAUUGCCGUGUCCACCCACUUGGGAGCUCCUUGGACACGAGUUAACCAAGGAUUGUACCAACCCGGCUAUGGUGUCAACACUACCAUGUCCAACAAGAUAUGGCAAGACAUGGGGCAUCUGCUGUGCCACGUUGCAGACAUUAUCGUGUUUAGCGACACAAUCCCGGACUCCCGUCCGCUGCUGCAAGGCGGCUGUACGACACCCCUCAUCUUGCAGGUGACGAACCGCUUCGACUACGGCAUAACCCCGUCCGACCAAGAUGCUUACAUGACCAUCAUGAAGGAUGCCGCCACCAGACCCAACAUCUGGUGGGUGGUCAACAACCCCUACGAGGAGCUAUAUAUCACCAAACGCGGCGUGAAGCUGCCCCAAGACCGGCUGCUCAUGCUGCGCCCCGUGGGCGUGUGUAUGCUGCCGCCCCCCUCCCUGGAGAACCUCGACCGCCCCCGCGUGGCGCUGGUGCAGCCCAGCGGCCCCACGCACCUGGAGAACACCUUCAUCGCGCCGUGGAUCCGCUCCAACAACCUGGACAACUACGUGCGGCUGUACAGGCAGCACUACGGCGGGCCAACCGUACUGGCACACCACCGCGGCGUCAUCACGGUGCCGUACCAGACCUCCGUCAUGAAAAUGUACGAGGGCCUCAACGCGGGCGCCGUGUUCAUCCUGCCCAGCCCCGCCUUCUUCAAGAACCUCACCAUGUCGCUGGACGAUAGCCGCAUGGUCUUCUGCUGCAGGGACCUGCUGCGGGAGUACCCGGACAGUUGGCAGCUCUACUUCGACUGGUACCACGCGGACUUCAUCGACUCGCAUAUCCUGUACGACAGCUGGGAGCAGCUGCGCAGCAUCAUUCAGGAGCGCGAGGCCACCGCCAAGAUGGUGGAGGCCAAGCGGCUGGUCGGAAUGGAGGCCAUGAAGCGCUCGCGGGAGCGCACCCUGAACGGCUACAGCAGCCUCUACCGCGCCGUCAGCCAGCAGGCCUGCGAGCUGAACAAGCAGGCGGACGUGCUGUCGCAGGGGUACCGACCCAUGGUUCCGUGAUGGCGGGCUGAUGCCCGCGCGGAUUAGCGUAUCGACCCGCAUGGCAGCCCAGGGGCCCAAAUGUGUUCACCAAAUGGAUUCAUGGCACGGUGUCCUGGGAGGCAUGUGGCGACGCGUGUUUCCCUGCCAGACAUGAUGUGAAUGGUGAACCAUGGCGCGUUUUAUUCAUUGUUUGGGGGAUCUUGCGGGGAGAAUGAUUAGGAAAGGGGCGACAUAGGCAACUCUAUAUGUCAUUAUAUGUCAUGGGACGGUUUUGCGGCUGGGGUUGAGCAUCGUGACACGCUUGCAUGGCCUGCUGGUGGCUUUGCUUCCACCCACGCACCUCAACCUCCUGUGGCAGUGAUACGGCUCAGUUCGUUGAACAGAGGUCCCCCUGUUAGCAACUCUGGUAGGACAAGUAGGGCGCAGACGGCGUUGAGGACACCCGGAGUGCGAUGGACAUGGAACACUUUCCUUGCAGCGAGGAACCGCUGUGACGUUGCACGAGUGAAUGUGAAGCCACGCAUGGUAUUGAUGCGGGUGACGUGGACCAAAGGAUACGGCCUUUUCGUGUUGCCUUCGAAGUUAAGGAAGAAGGCUCAUGCGGAGUCUUGUUUCAUGUGUGAUCGUGCGGCCCCAGCUUGGGAGGCGGGAACAAACGGGGAACCGCUACAUGUGCGUGUGGGGUGGGAGUGGGAGCUUGUACCUGGUGCAAUUGCCGCAAUGUCGCAAUGCCUGCAUUGACGGGGCGCGCAUGGCAAGACGGGGCACGCGCGCACGUUAGUACCGGUACUUUGGGUUACCUGUUUAGGCGCGCGUUAUCUUGCAUAGGAUCCUUUAGGGCGCCUCAGCCGGCACGCCUGUGACUUGGCUUCUUUAGACUUGAAACGUCCAUAAAAGGGAUAUUGGUUGGUGAGCUGUCGUAACUAUCUGCUUACGCGUCGUACGUCUCUCCUUACGCGUCAUUCUUACAUGACGUGAUAAUGAAAGCAGCCGCCCAAGUGGCGCUGCUUGGUUCAGCACCUGGGCACUGCAGUAGAGGCUGUGCUCGCCUGAUUACCAAAGGCGCCCUGCGACACGGGCCAUAUGGGCGGAGUGGUUCGUGAUGGAGCCGUGCGGCAAGCUGCAGCCUCGCCUUGAGAGAUUUAACGAACUGGCUUGCGGGGAUUGCUGGGUUUAUUUGGGAUCGUUUGCGGGGAUUGCGCCUGUGAUUUCGUGUGGUCUGGAUACUCGCGAGUUUUCGUCACUCGGGACGUUAGGAGAGCUUUGUUGUGGUGGUGGUGGUCUCCAGGGAGGUAAGGCCGCCUGGCGCCUAUGAAAGCGAGGCCUUUGCGGGCGCACGGCUUUGCACAGCGGCUUUGCAAAAGGCGCAAGGGUGUGUGUGCAGUCCGCGGCGCUGGGCGUGUGUUUGGUUGUAGGAGGGGUGCUAGGGUGACGGCGUGCGGAAAUGGUCGGGGCCUGGGAGCCUACUGGCUGGAGUGCA
Molecule: messenger RNA, 2769 nt
Organism: Astrephomene gubernaculifera
Lineage: Eukaryota; Viridiplantae; Chlorophyta; Chlorophyceae; Chlamydomonadales; Astrephomenaceae
Source: the annotation of a GenBank genome assembly